AUGCCUCGGCCCGGCCGCAACACGUACAGCGACCAGAAGCCUCCCUACUCCUACAUCUCGCUGACCGCCAUGGCCAUCCAGAGCUCUCCGGAGAAGAUGCUGCCGCUCAGCGAGAUCUACAAGUUCAUCAUGGACCGCUUCCCCUACUACCGGGAGAACACGCAGCGCUGGCAGAACAGCCUGCGCCACAACCUCUCCUUCAACGACUGCUUCAUCAAGAUCCCUCGGAGGCCGGACCAGCCGGGGAAGGGCAGCUUCUGGGCGCUGCAUCCCAGCUGCGGGGACAUGUUCGAGAACGGCAGUUUCCUGCGGCGCCGCAAGCGCUUCAAGGUACUCAAGUCUGACCACCUGGCACCCAGCAAGCCAGCGGACGCCGCGCAGUACCUCCAGCAGCAGGCUAAGCUGCGGCUCAGCGCGCUGGCCGCCUCCGGCACGCAUCUGCCGCAGAUGCCGGCCGCUGCCUACAACCUGGGCGGUGUGGCGCAGCCCUCUGGCUUCAAGCAUCCCUUCGCCAUAGAGAACAUCAUCGCCAGGGAGUACAAGAUGCCUGGUGGACUGGCCUUCUCUGCCAUGCAGCCGGUUCCUGCUGCCUACCCGCUCCCCAACCAGUUGACUACCAUGGGCAGCUCCCUGGGCACAGGCUGGCCACAUGUGUACGGUUCAGCGGGUAUGAUCGACUCGGCCACCCCCAUCUCCAUGGCAAGUGGCGACUACAGCGCCUAUGGAGUGCCGCUGAAGCCUCUGUGCCACGCCGCGGGUCAGACGCUGCCCGCCAUCCCGGUACCCAUCAAGCCCACGCCGGCCGCAGUGCCCGCGCUGCCAGCGCUGCCCGCGCCCAUACCCACUUUGCUCUCGAACUCGCCGCCUUCGCUUAGCCCCACUUCCUCGCAAACAGCCACUAGCCAAAGCAGCCCUGCCACUCCUAGCGAGACACUCACCAGCCCGGCCUCCGCUUUGCACUCGGUGGCAGUGCACUGA
Messenger RNA from Cricetulus griseus (Chinese hamster), 978 nucleotides. NCBI's taxonomy places the organism in Eukaryota, Metazoa, Chordata, Mammalia, Rodentia, Cricetidae. The record is from RefSeq and is a predicted model, not a curated record.